Fusarium venenatum is the source of this 699-nucleotide messenger RNA. Its product is annotated as N-terminal domain of NEFA-interacting nuclear protein NIP30-domain-containing protein. The record is from RefSeq and is a predicted model, not a curated record. Gene Ontology annotation, cellular component: nucleus. Lineage: Eukaryota; Fungi; Ascomycota; Sordariomycetes; Hypocreales; Nectriaceae.
AUGUCCAACCGCUUUGUGUCUGCAGGCAAAAUUGGCUCGUCAGGCGAAAUAUCUACAGAGACGAAGAGCACGGAAUCAAGCGCAACACAGCAACCUCUUCACAGCUCUACAAAACUGAAAGAAUGGGAAGCCGUUCAGGAACAACUGGAAGCUGAAAGGAAAAGACGUGAAGAGCAGCGCAUCAAGUUGGCCACAGGAGAGGGUGAAAAGAGCUUGUACGAUGUACUCCAAGCAAACAAAGCGGCGAAGCAAGCAGAGUUCGAAGAACAAAGUAAACUACGUAACCAGUUCCGCGCGCUGGACGAUGAUGAGAUAGAGUUCCUGGACGAGGUACGCGCAAAGAAACGCGCCGAGGAGGAACGCGUGAAGCGGGAGACAGAGGAGGGUCUAAAAGCAUUUCGCGAGCGGCAAAAGGGCGAUACCGCUCACGAUGGGCCUGCUGAUGCUCAAGAAGGCGUCGAAUCGUGGGAUAUUGGCCGGAAGCGGAAGCGCAACAAGGAGAAGGAAGUCAAGGGUUUAAGGCGCAAGGUCAGCGCUGUAGAGGAAACUGGCAAGGAAGAUCUGGAACCAGAAGAAACCACGGAACAGGACGGUGAAAAGGAGGUGAAGCCCAAAGCUACAACUCAAACUGCCUCGAAGCCGCCUGAAAAGAAGGGGCUGGGGUUAGUGAGUUAUGGGAGUGACUCCGAUGAUGACUGA